GGUCCUAAGCGUCAACAGCAUGCCCCGGUGAGAAGACUCUUGUGGGGAAGCCCAGCGCGCUUUGGGCGCCUGCUGGUUGGGGGUGUCUCCUCCUGGGGCGCCAUGGCGGCGCUGGCCAGUAGCCUGAUCCGGCAGAAGCGAGAGGUCCGUGAGCCCGGGGGCAGCCGGCCGGUGUCAGCGCAGCGGCGCGUGUGUCCGCGCGGCACCAAAUCCCUUUGCCAGAAGCAGCUCCUCAUCCUGCUGUCCAAGGUGCGACUGUGCGGGGGGCGGCCUGCGCGACCCGACCGCGGCCCGGAGCCUCAGCUCAAAGGCAUCGUCACCAAACUGUUCUGCCGCCAGGGUUUCUACCUCCAGGCGAAUCCCGACGGAAGCAUCCAGGGCACCCCAGAGGACACCAGCUCCUUCACCCACUUCAACCUGAUCCCAGUGGGGCUCCGUGUGGUCACCAUUCAGAGUGCCAAGCUGGGUCACUAUGUGGCUAUGAACGCUGAAGGGCUGCUGUACAGCUCGCCACAUUUCACAGCUGAGUGUCGCUUUAAGGAAUGCGUCUUUGAGAAUUACUAUGUCCUGUACGCCUCUGCUCUUUACCGCCAGCGCCGUUCUGGUCGGGCCUGGUACCUAGGCCUGGAUAAGGAGGGCCAGGUCAUGAAGGGAAACCGAGUCAAGAAGACCAAGGCAGCUGCCCACUUUGUGCCCAAGCUCCUAGAGGUGGCCAUGUACCGGGAGCCUUCUCUCCACAGUGUCCCUGAGACUUCCCCUUCCAGUCCCCCUGCCCCCUGA
Molecule: messenger RNA, 780 nt
Organism: Castor canadensis (American beaver)
Lineage: Eukaryota; Metazoa; Chordata; Mammalia; Rodentia; Castoridae
Gene: Fgf11
Product: fibroblast growth factor 11
Molecular function (GO): growth factor activity
Source: RefSeq, a predicted model, not a curated record